UGCGGCUGCCGCGGGCAGAGAUUUCAUCAUGCAGUGUGAGUGACGGUCCAUGCUUCUCUGCCGAGCCCUCCCCGCCCUACUGCUGCUGCCGCGGACACAUCCCUGCCGUGCCGGCGCCUCCCUGCUCCGACUCACCCGCACCGCCCGGGACCAGCGCAUCCACACCGCCGCCCCGGCCUCUGCCAAACACCGGACACCCCGCAGGCUGCAGCAACCGGCACCGGGCACACACACCGGCAUGGAGGUCAACAUAGAGGAACACCUGGCCCCCCUCAGACAGGCGGUCAAACAGCAGGGGGACCUCGUGCGACAACUAAAAGAGCAGAAAGCGCCGCAGGUGGACGUGGACCGAGCGGUGGCCGAGCUCAAAGCCAGGAAAAGGACGUUGGAGGCGAAGGAAUUGUCGCUCCAGCCCAAGGAUGAUGUGGUGGACAGAUCCAAGAUGGAGGAUACCCUCAAAAGGCGCUUCUUUUACGACCAAGCUUUUGCUAUUUACGGAGGUGUCAGCGGGUUGUAUGAUUUUGGGCCUGUUGGAUGCGCGCUGAAAAACAACAUCAUCCAGACGUGGAGGCAGCACUUUAUACAAGAGGAGCAGAUCCUGGAGAUAGACUGCACUAUGCUGACACCCGAGCCGGUUCUCAAAACCUCGGGCCACGUGGAGAAGUUUGCUGACUUCAUGGUCAAAGAUGUGAAGAACGGAGAGUGCUUUCGCGCCGACCAUCUUCUAAAAGCCCAUCUGCAGAAACUGAUGUCCGACAAGAAGUGCUCACAGGAGAAGAAGACGGAAAUGGAGUCUGUCCUUACUCAGAUGGAUAACUACGGGCAGCAAGAACUCGCAGAUCUCUUCGUGAAAUACAACGUGAAGUCGCCGAUCACAUUAAACGAUCUCUCCCCUCCGGUGUCCUUCAACCUGAUGUUCCAGACCUCGAUAGGACCUGGUGGGAACAUGACGGGAUACUUGAGACCCGAAACCGCGCAGGGAAUCUUCCUCAAUUUCAAACGGCUGCUGGAGUUCAAUCAGGGAAAACUGCCGUUCGCCGCUGCCCAGAUCGGGAACUCCUUCCGAAACGAGAUUUCUCCGCGUUCCGGACUCAUCAGAGUGCGAGAGUUCACUAUGGCUGAAAUCGAACACUUCGUGGACCCCAGUGAGAAGAAUCACCCCAAAUUCCAGAAUGUGGCGGAUUUAAACAUUCUGCUUUACUCUUCCAAAGCCCAGCUGAGUGGGGAGUCCGCGCAGAAAAUGCGUCUCGGAGACGCCGUUGAACAGGGUGUCAUCAACAACUCCGUCCUGGGAUAUUUUAUCGGUAGAAUCUAUCUGUACCUGGUAAGAGUUGGGAUUUCCCCCGAAAAGCUGCGUUUCCGACAGCACAUGGAGAACGAGAUGGCUCAUUACGCCUGCGACUGCUGGGACGCCGAGGCCAAAACGUCCUACGGCUGGAUUGAAAUUGUUGGCUGUGCCGACCGUUCCUGUUAUGACCUCUCUUGUCAUGCCAGAGCCACCAAAGUUCCCCUCGUUGCCGAGAAGCCACUGAAGGAACCGAAGACGGUGAACGUCGUCCAGUUCGAUGCCAACAAGGGAGCCGUCGGCAAGGCUUACAAGAAGGACGCCAAGCUGGUGAUGGAAUAUCUCGCCAUCUGCGACGCCUGUUACGUCUCCGAAAUGGAGCAGCUGCUGAACGACAAAGGUGAAUUUACCAUUGAAACAGAAGGGAAGACGUUUCUGCUGACUAAGGACAUGGUCAGCAUUAAGAAAUUCCAGAAAACCAUACACGUUGAGGAAAUUGUACCGAAUGUGAUUGAGCCCUCAUUUGGUCUCGGCAGAAUUAUGUACACUGUUCUUGAGCACACAUUCCAGGUCCGACAGGGAGACGAGCAGAGAACGUACUUUACCUUUCCAGCCAUAGUGGCGCCGUACAAGUGCUCCGUUCUCCCGCUGAGCCAGAAUCAGGAAUUCGUUCCCUUUGUCAAAGAAUUAUCCGAAGCUCUGACAAAGAACGGGGUGUCCCACAAGGUGGAUGAUUCCUCCGGGUCCAUCGGGAGGCGCUACGCGCGGACGGAUGAGAUCGGUGUUGCUUUCGGCAUCACCAUCGACUUUGACACGGUCAACCGCUCACCCCACACGGCGACCCUCAGAGACCGGGACAGCAUGAGACAGAUCCGAGCCGAGAUCUCCGAACUCCCCGGAAUCGUGCGGGAUCUGGCCAACGGCUGCCUGACGUGGGCGCAGGUGGAGAAGUCGUACCCCAUAUUCGAGGGACAGGAGACGGGCAAAAAGGACACAACAGAGGAAUAACUUCCAGGAAACGAGUCGCUUUCUUCCGGUUCUGUUAAUAUUCAUCAUGCCUUCUAUGGAUGCGGCCGUCGCGGGAGGAAACGCAUCGCUUGAUGUUUACAGGGAGACGCCUAAAUUAUAAUCCCGGCCGCAUUUCCAAUAUGCGAAUAAAGAACGUGAUAGAUCUACA
Molecule: messenger RNA, 2462 nt
Organism: Spea bombifrons (plains spadefoot toad)
Lineage: Eukaryota; Metazoa; Chordata; Amphibia; Anura; Pelobatidae
Gene: GARS1
Product: glycyl-tRNA synthetase 1
Exons: 17
Coding region: 50-2293 (747 amino acids)
Biological process (GO): mitochondrial glycyl-tRNA aminoacylation
Cellular component (GO): mitochondrion; cytoplasm
Molecular function (GO): glycine-tRNA ligase activity; ATP binding
Source: RefSeq, a predicted model, not a curated record